This is a messenger RNA of Trematosphaeria pertusa, 2589 nucleotides long. Its product is annotated as P-loop containing nucleoside triphosphate hydrolase protein. Bases 1 to 2403 code for a protein of 800 amino acids. The record is from RefSeq and is a predicted model, not a curated record. The transcript has 3 exons. Lineage: Eukaryota; Fungi; Ascomycota; Dothideomycetes; Pleosporales; Trematosphaeriaceae. Gene Ontology annotation, molecular function: ATP binding; ATP hydrolysis activity.
AUGCCUGGGUCCUUGUUUGGAACGGAGAACGGCGAUACCGUUUCCUUGGAGCAGAAGUACAUUCGCCUGCUCGAACAAAAGAUUGAACAGCUCGAGAAGGACCUCGCCACGAAGGAGAAAAUCCCCGAUGAAGAAGUCACGAAGCUGAAAUCGCCGAUCGAUGCUAGGCGCAAUUCAAUCCUAGGCGACGAGAACAGAACGUCAGUGGUCAACGGUAUCGAGAAGAAGGAAGAAGAGCGGGAAAAGGAAAAGACUAAAGGGGACGAGACUACGGUUGGCGAAAAGAAAGGAGAGGAUGCGGAUGAAACCGACGAAAACCCCCGGAUUCGGUUGCUCGACUCCCGCUGGGAUGAAAAGACUGGGACAUUUGAAGAGGUCCCAUCGAAGCUACCGCCAAAGAACAAGGCGCCCGAGCCCAGCCUGCCCUAUGCAUUCACCUGGUUGCGUAAGUUUGACGAGGAUAGAAAGUAUGACACCACGAAAGCCACAAUCAACUCUCCUGAGCUAGAAGCACUCAUCCGAGAUACAUGUCGAGCGUCGUCUUCCUCCAACUUCAAGACCUUCGCGCCCAAUUUCGAUGGCUUGGUUUGGGACUGGGAUAAUCUUCAGAAAGCUGCGCACGACGAACUCGAGGACGAAGAUGAGACAAAGAAGCAGGCGCGGAAGGACUUGGAACUAUUGCUGGACCAGGUCAAGUCCAGUUCUGAGCUGCAGAGCUAUUUCGAGAGGCGUGAUCAAUGGACUGAAAACAAGGAGAUCUCUUACGACUAUCUCUGGACGCUGUUCCCACCGGGCGAGAUGGUGUGUUCGCAGGUAAUUUUCGACCAUCCGCAGGCGUUCAUUGCGCGUGAAUACGAAUACAUGUCGCUGUCUGCAGGAAACGGAACGACGAAGGACUUUUUCCAGCUAGUUUGCUGGGCGUACGACUGGAACGGCGAAAGUUUCAACCGGGUGUCUGGAAGUCUGAAGAUCGAGAGGUAUGCCGGGGCGAAAGCCAUCAACACGUUGAAGUUCUAUCCCAUCAAGCACCACGUCGAUCGCAAAGGCAACCCUGACGAGACAGAGCUGAGAGCAAUGCUGAAGGCAAGAGGAGAGAAGUUCCGGAAGUAUUGCAUAAUGCCGAAAGGCUCGCAGCUUUUCUACUGCGACGGACCUGUCAUCAGUAAGCAAGGUGCAUUCAAUGAUAUGGCAGCGUCAAGCACCUACCAAUCCGAUGCCGCUAGUACGAUUGGGAGCGAAAGCACCGACGGGGGAGGCGGGGGAGGCUGGUCAAAAGUCAAAGGCUCCGUCAUUGUCGACCACAAGUCGUUCCUCCAAUGUGGUGACGCGGGGUGCGGAGCCAUGGGCGUCUUCGAGCUUUCAGACGAUCGUUACGAAUGUACUUGCUCCGACUGCAUGAAGUCUCGAUCGCUGAAGAACAUGAUGAAGUUUGACUACGACGGCGUGAAGUCGAACCAGGAGUUCGAAGACGACCAGUACAUCAUCUGCCCGGCCCGGUUCCUAGGGUACGUUAUGGGCACCAAAGCAUGGGCCCAAAUGCCCGUGGUCAACGUCCACGAGAUCAAGCAGAAAAUCAAGGUAGAUGCUUUUGCCAACUUGAUUUUGGAGAAGCAGGCAAAGAAUCUGAUCAAGAGCCUGGUCGGCAACCACGAAAAGAAGAAAGCGUCGGCUGAGGGUGAGGAUGGUGUCGUGAGGGAAGACUGGAUCGAGGGUAAAGGAAGGGGAUUGGUCAUCUUGCUCCAUGGACCUCCUGGCGUUGGAAAGACCUCGACUGCUGAGAGCGUAGCUCAAGCCACGGGCAAGCCCUUGUUUACCGUAAGCGUGAGCGACAUCGGCAUGAAGCCUGAUGAAGUCGAAGGCAAGCUGGCCCAGAUUUUUAAUCUAGCGGCUCGUUGGGAAGCCGUGCUCCUAUUCGACGAAGCGGACGUCUUCCUCGAAUCCCGCGGCACUGACAAGGGCGACCUCAACCGCAACUCGCUCGUUACUGUCUUUCUCCGAAUUCUCGAAUAUUACGACGGCAUUCUGAUCCUAACGACGAAUCGCAUCAAGUCCUUCGACAUCGCCGUACAAUCGCGUGUGCAUCUUGCAAUUCGCUACAAAGAGCUGUCGACCGAGCAGUUGCGCGAGCUCUUCCUAAAAUUUGUGAAGCAGCACUCUAACGAGAUCCUCGAUGUCAAACGCGUCGAAGAGUGGAUCAAGGAGGAGUUCGAUGAGGACAUUGAUGGACGGCAGAUCCGCAACGUCAUUUCUUCCGCGCGAGCGAUGGCGAAAUCUGAAGAAAAUCCGAGCGGGAAGGUGAAGCUGGAAGAUAUCCGGAGCGUUCUGAAAAUGACGGUGCAGUUCCAAAAACAUUUGCGAGAUCAGCGCGUUGCUGCACGGAGGGAUCAGGUCGUGGAUAAGUGAGUGGAGUUCGGCGAUCUUUUCGCCAUUUUCAGUUAGUCAGCAUUGCAGCACGUGACUGUGUCCUCCACUGUUACGUGCUGGAGUUUGCAGGUCUACGCGUACAGGUACUUAGUUAGAACUUAGAAACGCGGCCCUCGGGGUGAGCGACUUGGUGUGGAUGAUGAGAUGCCGUCACGAUGUUGAAAG